CACAGUUUCUAAGCACUUUCUUGCGCGAGGGUUCGCUUCUCUAAUCUCUACCAGAGUACCCUUCGGAUUGCCCGUUGGCGUAUCAGACCCAGGGCUUGUUUUCGAUCCUAGACGGGGCGAUGGGCGACAGUCAGUACUCUUUCUCUCUCACUACCUUCAGUCCUUCAGGGAAGCUGGUACAGAUAGAGCAUGCUCUGAUGGCCGUGGGAUCUGGUCAGACCUCUUUAGGGAUCAAAGCUGCAAAUGGUGUUGUUAUUGCAACUGAGAAGAAGCUGCCUUCAAUUUUAGUGGAUGAAGCAUCCAUUCAAAAGAUUCAACUUAUGACACCCAACAUUGGAGUUGUUUACAGCGGAAUGGGUCCAGAUUCCCGUGUUUUGGUGAGAAAAAGCCGAAAGCAGGCACAACAGUAUUACAGACUAUACAAAGAGGCAAUUCCGGUCACACAACUAGUCAGGGAAACAGCUACCGUCAUGCAGGAAUUCACUCAAUCUGGUGGUGUAAGGCCUUUUGGUGUUUCUUUACUAGUUGCUGGAUUUGAUGACAGCGGCCCGCAGCUUUAUCAGGUUGAUCCUUCUGGAUCAUACUUUUCAUGGAAAGCUUCUGCUAUGGGUAAAAAUGUUUCAAAUGCAAAGACAUUUCUUGAAAAGAGGUACACUGAGGAUAUGGAGCUUGAUGAUGCUGUUCAUACUGCUAUUUUGACUCUGAAAGAAGGUUUUGAAGGUCAAAUUUCAGGGAAGAAUAUUGAAAUUGGGUUAAUUGGCACUGACCGGAAGUUCAGGGUUUUGAGCCCAGCUGAAAUUGAUGAUUACUUGGCUGAAGUGGAGUAAAGCUGCUCUUUUGUGAGGAUCUGACAUAGAAACCAUGGAGGAAAAAAAUUAAAUAAUUGUUCUCUGUUAAGUGACUUUGAUCUUCCAAUGUAUUGUAAAACCGAAGCCUGAGCAAGCCCAGGAAACUUCUUCUUAUCUUCAUUUUUCUUGAUUAUUAGAGCUUGCAUUGCUGUGGCACCCCUUAUUUUGAAUUUAUUGUGUUUGGGAAAGAUUUUCUUAAAAUUAUUUUUAGAGUAGAUAAACAAUAUUGCUUUGAAUUUGUUACAUUUUUCAUACCUUUCAGCUAAACUUGUGUCACUAUUCAUGAAA
Messenger RNA from Dendrobium catenatum, 1136 nucleotides. Its product is annotated as proteasome subunit alpha type-2-B. The coding region runs from base 120 to 827 and encodes 235 amino acids. The transcript has 11 exons. NCBI's taxonomy places the organism in Eukaryota, Viridiplantae, Streptophyta, Magnoliopsida, Asparagales, Orchidaceae. Gene Ontology annotation, biological process: ubiquitin-dependent protein catabolic process. Gene Ontology annotation, cellular component: proteasome core complex, alpha-subunit complex; proteasome core complex. The record is from RefSeq and is a predicted model, not a curated record.